AUGGCCUCCGGUGGCAUAACGACCCGCAGUUUAUGCGCUCACGCCAAUAUCCCUGCGCCGCUGAUCCACGCGAACCUCUACAAGUGGCUGCGAUUAUUGGACGGUGAUUUAUCGAGUCUAGCAGGGUCCAAAGCGAACAAUAUCAUCGUCAAUACUUGUGGUGGAACUAGGGCGAGAGAGCAGCCUAAGGUGGUGGACAGUGUGUCCUGCAGGCAGAUGUUCUUGAGGAGCUACACGUUUUCGAGGAAAGAGAGUUUCCCGGAGAAGACCAAGAAGCGUUUCGGCAAAAUAGUUAGAGUCGGGGGAUUGUUCCGGAGGAUCACGGCUGCUAAGGAUCAUAAAUAUAAGCGGCAAUCGGCGGCGAAGAGGAAAAGGAGCUGUUUGGUGGUCGUUAGGAGGGUGAAAGAGGCGUCUUCUGCAGCCUUGUCGUCCAUGUGUCGACGCUUUCUGUUUUGCACUGCCAAGGUUGACGUAUUGGCCCGCAGAUCAUAUUAA
This is a messenger RNA of Morus notabilis, 495 nucleotides long. RefSeq lists its product as uncharacterized. NCBI's taxonomy places the organism in Eukaryota, Viridiplantae, Streptophyta, Magnoliopsida, Rosales, Moraceae. The transcript has a single exon. The coding region runs from base 1 to 495 and encodes 164 amino acids. The record is from RefSeq and is a predicted model, not a curated record.